Neltuma alba is the source of this 3617-nucleotide messenger RNA. RefSeq names its product protein MEI2-like 4. The coding region runs from base 766 to 3498 and encodes 910 amino acids. Gene Ontology annotation, molecular function: RNA binding. NCBI's taxonomy places the organism in Eukaryota, Viridiplantae, Streptophyta, Magnoliopsida, Fabales, Fabaceae. The record is from RefSeq and is a predicted model, not a curated record. The transcript has 15 exons.
CCUGUCCCUCUCUCUCUCCCCUCUCAAACUCUGUUGUUGUGUGGUCUGAUUCUCUCUCCAACUCAGAGGGCGACCGGCGAGCGCAAUCGCCGGAUAUUCGCCCUAGCUCGCCGGAGCAUUCUGUUUCAUGAUUUGUGCUGCGAAUUGUGAAUUAUUCUUCUCUGGUUUUUCUGUUUGUUGGAUAGAGUAGUGUCUGGGGAAAUACAAAGAAACGGGAAGGUAAAAAAAUAUUCUUUUGUCCUCUCGUGUAGCUAGAGAUCUCCGGGAAGGCAAUGCACCGAGAGAAGAAAGGAGAUUUUGAAGCAAAUAUGCUGAGAUCCCCUCAUUUCUGAAUUCCUUAUGCGUGGACCGCGGAUAAGAUUCAAUUUUUUGAGAAGUUUGGAAAUGAGCAGUUGCUGAAUUUUGUGAGAAAGCCGGGGAGAAAGAAUUUUGAGUCCUGUGUGUUGCGAAUGGUGUCUAAAUUCAGAGAUGACGAGGAAUAGGGUCCAACAAAGCCAGCAAGUAAGGAGCUUUUCUGCAAUUGUUUCUUUCCAGAGUUUUGGACUCUGAGCUGUGCGAUGCCUUUUGAAAUAAUGAACCAGAGGGGCAUAUCUGCCUCGUCCCACCUUUUCGAUGACAUUCCUUUUUUCCUGAGCUGUCUUGAACUUUUAUAUUGGGCAGAGGAGUGUUGCACUGCAGAAGCCAAAAUCCUUUCAUGACCAUUAUUUACAAGGGAAAAUAGGAGCAUCACCCCAAAACAUUUCAAAGACAUCCUCAUCUCUAGAAAUGGGUGCUAGCUCUGGCUUGCCAAUGUCACAAACAAGUCUGUCAGGAGAAGUUACAGAAAAGCUGCAUGUUGGUGGAGGCGGCAUCAUUGAUGUGUUGAAGUCUACUAAGGAAUCAAGGAAUCAACACCCCAGAUCAUGGUCUAACGUGCACAUGCAGCCAGAAUCUACAUCUUAUGGUUUAACUGGAAAGAAGAUUCUCACUGAUACAGCUUCUCAUGAGAGCAGCCUAUUCUCUAGUUCACUGUCUGAGAUAUUUAGCCAAAACUUGAGGUUAACUCGGAAUGAUAUUCGUUCUCAUCAGCCUGUGACCAUUGGUUCAUUUCCUGAGGAAGAACCAUAUAAAUCUCUUAAAGAAAUUGAGGCGGACACUAUUGGGAAUCUCCUCCCUGAUGAAGAUGAUCUGUUUUCCGGUGUUACUAAUGAGUUAGGAUACACUGCCAAUGCCAGAACAAAUGAUGACUUUGAGGAGUUUGAUUUGUUUAGUAGCGGCGGAGGCAUGGAACUUGAAGGCGAUGAACCUCUCAGUUUUGGAAAGAAAAUUGGUAGUCUGGAUGUAGAUUCUAGUUAUUUUGGAGGUUUUAAAGGCAAGCUUCCUUUUGGUGAACAACCUUCUAGAACACUUUUUGUUAGAAACAUCAAUAGCAAUGUUGAAGAUUCUGAGCUAAAGGCUCUUUUUGAGCAAUAUGGAGACAUCCGCACCAUUUAUACGUCCUGCAAACAUCGUGGCUUUGUGAUGAUUUCUUACUAUGACCUAAGGGCAGCACAAAAUGCAAUGCAAGCACUCCAGAAUAGGUCGUUGAGAUCUAGGAAACUUGACAUUCAUUAUUCAAUUCCAAAGGGCAAUGCUCCUGAGAAGGAUAUAAGCCAUGGCACGCUAGUGCUAUCUGGUCUUGAUUCUUCUGUUUCAAAUGACGAGCUUCAACAUAUUUUUGGAUUUUAUGGAGAAAUAAAAGAAAUCUAUGAAUCUCCAGAAGUAAAUUAUAGAAAAAUUAUUGAAUUUUAUGAUGUGCGAGCUGCAGAAGCCGCUCUCCGUGCAUUAAACAGAAGUGACAUUGCUGGUAAGCAGAUCAAGCUUGAACCUGGCCAUCCUCGGGGAACAACAUGUCUGACGCAGGAGUCUCACAAUGGCCAAGAUGAACCUGAUUUUGGUCAAAGUCUUUGUGACAACUUGUCACUAAGACAGAGAGCAACAAUGUCUUCUGGAGUAAUUGCAUCUGGCUGCUUAGACAAUGGAUCUAAUCCAGGAUUUCGCCCUGCAAUGCAGCAACCUAUCACUCCGUUAAUUGAUAAUGCUUUCUCUCCUGUGAAUUCUAGCAUCCACAAAUCAGUGAGAGGGCCAACUUCUGGAAAAGUGCCCAGUGUUUGCGAGUCCAGUAACUUCCUUGAUGCAAUGAAAUUUGCCUCUCUUCCAAGAUUCCACCCUCAUUCCCUCCCUGAUUAUCAUGAAAGUUUUGCUAAUGGUAGUGCUUACAAUUUUUCAAGCAUUGUUGGCAAUGUGGCUGGCAAUAUCGGGACUGCAGUGACAGACAACUCAGAUAGCAGGCACAAUAAGGGAAUAGGUUCACCUGGGAAUCUGAUGGAAUUUACUGGAGCAGGAAAUGGGAACCAUCAACGUCAUGGACUUUAUCAUGUGUGGAACAACUCCAAUUUGCAUCAGGAACCUUCACCAAAUCCCAUGCUUUGGCAGAAAACACCAUCAUUUGUUAAUGGUGCUUGUGCUUCUGGCCUUCCACAAAUGCCUGGCUUUCCGAGAACACAGCCUCACAUGCUGAGAGCAUCACAUAUGGACCAUCAUGUUGGGUCAGCUCCUGUUAAUGCCUCACCCUGGGACAGGCAGCACUCUUAUUUGGGAGUGUCUCCUGAAACUUCUGGUUUUCGUAUGGGUUCUCUAGGAAGUGCUGGUGUACCUGGUAGCUGGCAAUUGCAUCCCCCAGAUUUUUCUUCUCACAACAUGUUCCCUCAUAUUGGUGGGAAUGGUGCAGAAUUGACGCCAACUGCUGGGCAAAACUCUCCUAAUCAGUUGUCACAUCUUUUCCCUGGGAGACAUCCCAUGAAUUCUAUGUCCAAACUUGAUUCCAGUGAACGAAUGAGGAGUCUGUAUCCCCUCCGGAAAAGUGAAGCUAACGCUAAUAAUGCUGAUAAAAAGCAAUAUGAACUUGACCUAGGCUGCAUAAUGCGUGGGGAAGACAGUCGAACAACUCUCAUGAUAAAAAAUAUUCCCAACAAGUAUACUUCAAAGAUGCUUCUAGCUGCUAUAGAUGAGCAAUGUCGGGGAACUUAUGAUUUUCUAUAUUUGCCAAUUGACUUUAAGAACAAAUGUAAUGUUGGCUACGCAUUUAUUAAUAUGAUUGAUCCUGCUCAGAUUAUUCCAUUCCACCAGGCAUUUAAUGGGAAAAAAUGGGAGAAAUUUAAUAGUGAAAAGGUAGCCUCACUUGCAUAUGCCCGAAUUCAGGGCAAAGCUGCACUUAUUGCUCACUUCCAGAAUUCAAGCCUGAUGAAUGAAGACAAGCGUUGCCGUCCUAUUCUGUUCCACACGGAUGGCCCAAAUGCUGGUGAUCCGGAACCCUUCCCCAUGGGUACUAGUAUUAGAAUGAGGCCCGGAAAAUCUCGCGGCAGUAGCAAUAAUGAGGAGAAUCGCAGCCAGGGGAGUCCUUCAACUUUGGCAGGUGGAGAGGGACCUACUACUAAUGGAAUAGAUUCUUCAUUGAGCUCUUCAAAGAAUUCUGACUGACUUUGCCUCAGGCACUAGGCAUUCAAUCUUGCGCCAUGAAAUUCAGCUUGAAUCUGUAUAUUGCCUUUUUCUUUUUGUUGGAGGGAGAGUUAGACCAGGAAGUAAAGGGGGGGGCUCAC